AUGAUACGGUCGAUGAUGGGCGUGCUGGCACGGAUGAUGCCCCACGGUUUUCCUAGUAUAAUACGGGCUCCCAUUUCGAAUAGUGUACCAAUGGCAGCUAAAUAUAGCUUAUUCACCCCCAUUUCAAUGAUGUCCAGUCGUACCUAUGCCACUUUAAAUCAGCUUAAAAGUGGAAAACAAGGAAAACCAGUCAAGCCAUAUGUGUCCAAAGCACCACAUCUAGAUGCCAAUCCGUUCAAAAAAGGGGUGGUGUUACGAGUGAUGAUUGUUAAACCUAAAAAGCCAAACUCGGCUCAGCGAAAAUGCUGUAGAGUUCGUCUAAGUAACGGAAACGUAGUUUCAUGUUUGAUUCCUGGUGAGGGUCACAACCUCCAGGAACAUCAUGUUGUGCUCGUUCGUGGUGGAAGAGUGCAGGAUCUUCCUGGUGUGAAAUAUCGGUUGGUUCGAGGUGCUUACGAUUUGGCUGGAGUGGCCAACAGAGCCACCAGUCGGUCCAAAUACGGAGUGAAGAAGCCCAAGGCUUAG
Meyerozyma guilliermondii ATCC 6260 is the source of this 525-nucleotide messenger RNA. Its product is annotated as mitochondrial 37S ribosomal protein uS12m. The record is from RefSeq and is a predicted model, not a curated record. The coding region runs from base 1 to 525 and encodes 174 amino acids. The transcript has a single exon. Gene Ontology annotation, molecular function: structural constituent of ribosome. Lineage: Eukaryota; Fungi; Ascomycota; Pichiomycetes; Serinales; Debaryomycetaceae. Gene Ontology annotation, biological process: translation. Gene Ontology annotation, cellular component: small ribosomal subunit; ribosome.